This is a messenger RNA of Anopheles coustani, 1491 nucleotides long. Its product is annotated as alpha-amylase B-like. Bases 1 to 1491 code for a protein of 496 amino acids. The record is from RefSeq and is a predicted model, not a curated record. Gene Ontology annotation, molecular function: cation binding; alpha-amylase activity. Gene Ontology annotation, biological process: carbohydrate metabolic process. NCBI's taxonomy places the organism in Eukaryota, Metazoa, Arthropoda, Insecta, Diptera, Culicidae. The transcript has 2 exons.
AUGCGCGCCUUCGUGUGCAUGCUUCUGGCGGCCUUGGCCGUGGCAGUGAGUGGCCAGUUCGAUACGCACCAGUGGGGCGAUCGAAGCGGCAUCGUCCAUCUGUUCGAGUGGAAGUGGAACGACAUUGCGCGCGAGUGCGAGUCCUUCCUGGCCCCGAAGGGAUAUGCGGGCGUGCAGGUGUCGCCCCCGACGGAGAACGCUGUCGUCUGGAGUCCGCGCCGUCCGUGGUGGGAGCGCUACCAGCCGAUCUCGUACGGUCUGACCACCCGCUCGGGCAAUGAGGGCGAGUUCGCGGACAUGGUCCGUCGCUGCAAUGCGGUCGGUGUGCGCAUCUACGUCGAUCUGGUCAUCAACCAUAUGGCCGCUAUCAGCACCAACGGUGGAACCGGUGGAUCGCAGGCGAAUGCCGGUGCCAUGUCCUUCCCGGCCGUGCCGUACGGAGCGAACGACUUCAACACGCCCUGCUCGAUCUCGAACUACAACAACCCGAUCGAGGUGCGCAACUGCCAGCUGGUGGGAUUGCCCGAUCUGAACCAGGGCAACAACUGGGUCCGCGACAAGAUCGUCGAGCUGAUGAACAAGCUCAUCGGACUCGGUGUCGCUGGUUUCCGUGUGGACGCCGUCAAGCAUAUGUGGCCCGGCGAUCUGCAGGCCAUCUACAGCCGCAUGAACAACCUGCCGACCAGCCAUGGAUUCCCUCCGAAUGCUCGCCCCUUCAUCACGCAGGAGGUCAUCGAUUUGGGCGGUGAGGCGAUCAGCAAGAACGAGUACACGCACCUCGGUACGGUGACGGAGUUCCGCUUUUCGGCCGAGAUCGGCAAGGCGUUCCAUGGACGUAACUCGCUCCGAUACCUCAGCAACUGGGGUCCCGCUUGGGGCUUCCUGGAGUCGCAUUUGGCCCUGGUGUUCGUCGACAACCACGACAACCAGCGUGGACACGGUGCCGGCGGUGCCGACGUCCUCACGCACAAGGUGCCCAAGAACUACAAGAUGGCCUCGGCGUUCAUGCUGGCGCAUCCGUUCGGAAUCCCGCGCGUCAUGAGCUCGUUCUUCUUCAACGAUGGAGACCAGGGACCGCCCUCGGAUGGCGAUGGUAACCUGAGCUCGCCGAUCAUCAACGCGGACGACUCGUGCGGCGGUGGCUGGGCGUGCGAGCACCGGUGGCGUCAGAUCUACAACAUGGUCGGCUUCCGUAAUGCGGUCGCCGGUACCGGACUGAACGACUGGUGGGACAACGGCAACAAUCAGAUCGCUUUUUGCCGUGGCGGACGUGGUUUCGUGGCCUUCAACUUGGAGGGUUACGACCUGAACCAGAACCUGCAGACGUGUCUGCCGGCCGGUACGUACUGUGAUGUGAUUUCGGGCAGCAAAUCCGGCAGCAGCUGUACUGGAGCCAGUGUCACCGUUGGAGGCGAUGGACGCGCCAACAUCUUCAUUUCCAGCAACGCUGAGGAUGGUGUCCUUGCUAUCCAUGCUAACUCCCGGCUGUAA